Spinacia oleracea (spinach) is the source of this 846-nucleotide messenger RNA. RefSeq lists its product as uncharacterized. Gene Ontology annotation, molecular function: nucleic acid binding; RNA-DNA hybrid ribonuclease activity. The transcript is spliced from 2 exons. The record is from RefSeq and is a predicted model, not a curated record. The coding region runs from base 1 to 846 and encodes 281 amino acids. Lineage: Eukaryota; Viridiplantae; Streptophyta; Magnoliopsida; Caryophyllales; Amaranthaceae.
AUGGAGGAUGGGCACAUGUACACUAGCUACUCGCUCCUGAAACGCCGCCACAUGAUUGACAACGAUCGAUGCCCAUGGUGCAAUGAUAAAACGGAAACAAUCAAUCAUGCUCUCUUCUUGUGCCCAACUGCCAUUGAUUUAUGGCAAGAAAGUGAUAGUGCUGAACUUGUCUGCACGAACGAAGAGGAAGAUUUUAAAGAAUUGUUAUUGCGCUGGCAGGGGCUCGACGAACAGAAAAGACGCAAGGGAGCUUCCUUGAUAUGGUGGGUUUGGGGGAGGAGAAAUGAGAAGGUUCCAUCUUCUUUGCUGGUCCGAGAUACGGUCUUAAGACUAGUCGAAAAUCAUGGAAAGUACACUGCAAGCCACAAUGAGACUGCUCAGGUCCCGACUGGUCGCAGCUCUCGAGUUUGGAAGCCGCCCCCUGAUGGCAUUGUCAAGGUAAAUUGCGACGCUUCUCUAAGUGCUCAAGGUUGGAUUGGCUUGAGGGUAGUAGCGAGAGACUCAAACGGGGAUGUGGUGUUCGUUGGCUCUCGUCGAACAAGAGGCGAAUGGCCUCCCGAAAGCUUAAUGCAGGAGUGUGUUGCUUGCGGAAAUUGCCAAGGUGUUAUAUCUCGCUUAACCAAAAUGACCACCUAUUUCUCGGAUUUAGACUCAAUUCUUGAGGAUGUUUUAUUUUUCGGUUCUUCUUUUGAUGAUGUAAGUUGGUCUCAUGUCAAAAGGGAUGGUAAUGUUGUUGUCCAUCACCUUGCUAGAUUAGUGUCGUUUGGUUUUGACCAAGUAUGGGAACACCACUGCCCAUCGGAGGUUUUCCCAUAUGUACUGAUGGAUACAUUGUCUAUUGAUUAA